CUAAUCAUAGCUUUGACUAGAGAAUUUUCAUUUGCUGUUGUUGCGCUUGCCAUUUUCUUUCCAAAUUCCUAACCCAACUAAAAUUUAACUAAUCAUGUUUAACAACCCCCCACUCUCCGUACACUUCCCAACCAACCCCUGAUUCUCUUAAGUCUUAAUCAUAACCUCCUCCGGUUUCUAACUGUUUCCCUCCAUUACCAGACUCAAUAUGUUGGAUGAGACUUGAUAAAUGUUGGUCUAAUUAUCACAAACAAACACACACACACUUGAGAUAUGAAUGAAGACAGAGCAGAGAAGGCGCAUGGUGUCCUGGUGGCCGGAGAGGCAAAUAAUCUCCGGCAAGCAUCUGAGCUAAUGAAGUCCAUUAUCUCUUCCUCUUAUUCCACCAAACUCUUCUCUCACAAAUGGCAGUUGCUUCGAGACAAGCUCCAGCAGCUCAACUCUGCUCUAGAAACUGCAGACAAAUGUGGAAACUCUGGCGAGAAUUCAGUGCUUGUUCAACUCCUACAGUCCUUGGUUUCAACUGCAACUGAGAUACAUGAACUCGUUGACAAGUGUAGCAAUGGGUUGUAUAGUGGUGGGAAGCUCCAAAUGAACCGUGAUCUUGAUGUUGCUGCCUCUGAGCUUGAGCUUCACGCCAACAGUCUCAAUGAAAUCUAUGCUUCUGGAGCUCUGAAACCUGCUGGAGCUCUUGUUGUCUCGCGUCCCGGCGCUGGUACCAGGCGUGAGGAUGUGAAGUUCUACUUAGAGGACCUGCUCACAAAGCUAAAGGUAGGAGAUGCGGAGAUGAAGACUCAAGCCUUGGCCAGCAUUAACGAGAUGCUUCAUGAAGAUGAGAAGCAUGCAAGGAUACUGGUCAUGGAGAUUGCUGACUCUGUUGACGUUCUUGUACGUGUUCUUGAAUCCAAACAAGUUAGCAUUCAAGAGCAAGUAGCAGAGGCCAUUGCAGUGAUUGCCGAGCAAGGUUCUUCUUACAGGGGAAUUCUUCUCAAUGCUGGCAUUCUCUCUCCACUGAUUGAGACUGCAGAUUCUGCAAGUGAAGCAGUGAAAGAAAGAGUGACUAGAGCUCUGAAGAAGAUGACCGAGCAUGCUGACAACUGUUGGUCAGUUUCAGCUCAUGGAGGUGUUACAGUUAUGCUCAAGAUCUUGGCUGAAGUUGGUGCGAGUGUUCAGUUGAUAAGUUCAGCUUGUGGUGUUCUGAGGAACCUCAGUAAGGUCCAUGAGAUCAAGAGAUUCAUGAUGGAGCAUGGACUUGUUUCUCUUCUCAUUAACCUCUUGAGAUCAAAGGAAGAAGGCUCUCAGAUAGAAGCCAUUGAGUUUCUGCAUCAUUUGGCCGUUCAGGAUGGUGCCAUGAAGGAUAAUGUGAUUAAGGGAGGUGUAGUUGAGUCACUACUCAAGAUUCUCAAUCCCAAUUCUCUUCAAUCUUCCAAAGCUAGAGAGGUUGCACUUAGAGCAAUCCAAGGAUUAUGCUUCUCGUCAGUGAAUUCCAUCACUGGCUUAAUUCAUUGUGGAUUCCUUGAUCGAGUUCUCUUCUUUCUAAAGGAUGGUGAGAUUUCUGUACAAGAAUCAGCACUGAAGGCCACCUUUCAUCUAUGUGGGACUUCCCAAGUUGCAGUUAAGAAGGCCAUGGGUGACGCUGGCUUCAUGGAAGAACUUGUGAAGUGGCUUGAGACCAAAUCACCUGAAGCCCAAGAAAUGGCCGCAGAGAUACUCUGUAGUUUGCUUUCCAUACAAAGGAAUCAGAGAAAAUUCAUUAGAGAAGAUCACAACAUCAGAAAGGUAAUCAAAUUACUUUAUCAGGUGGAGGAGAAACCUGCGGUUCUAAAGAAGCAUUUGCUAUCCAUUUUAUUUUUAUUGUCCUGUAGCUAUAAUGGGCAGAGAAAGAUUAUCUCGGCCGGGUAUGUGGAGCAUUUAGAGAAGCUUGCAGAGAACGGUGUGGUUGAUGCCAAGAAGAUUCUUAAGAAGCUGUCAGGUAACAGGUUUCAGAGUAUUUUCAGUGGAUUUUGGAAGUACACAUCAUUAUAGUCUCUAUUACAGUCACAUGUAUGAGAGAGAGAUCAGAAGAACAAUGUAAGCAAUAGAGAAGCUGGGGGAUAUUCCAACA
This is a messenger RNA of Dioscorea cayenensis subsp. rotundata (Guinea yam), 2104 nucleotides long. RefSeq lists its product as uncharacterized. Gene Ontology annotation, molecular function: protein binding. The record is from RefSeq and is a predicted model, not a curated record. Lineage: Eukaryota; Viridiplantae; Streptophyta; Magnoliopsida; Dioscoreales; Dioscoreaceae. Bases 274 to 2025 code for a protein of 583 amino acids. The transcript is spliced from 2 exons.